Messenger RNA from Daucus carota subsp. sativus, 1356 nucleotides. Its product is annotated as jasmonate-induced oxygenase 4-like. The record is from RefSeq and is a predicted model, not a curated record. Bases 173 to 1222 code for a protein of 349 amino acids. The transcript has 3 exons. NCBI's taxonomy places the organism in Eukaryota, Viridiplantae, Streptophyta, Magnoliopsida, Apiales, Apiaceae.
AAUUUAAUUCAAAGAAAAAGAUUCUGUGAUCUUAGUAGGAAAGAAACAAGGGUGAUUCAACUGAAAGUUCUGUAAUUUUCUUCUUUGACAAAAAUAGGCAAUACCAGAUAAGCUUAAACAGCCUCAGAAGUUGCAACAACCCCUUCAAGUCUUAAAGAGCUGCCACUUCUACAUGGCUGGAGCUAAUGGAACUGUGUUGCUGUUGAAUCCAGUUCAAGAACUGGCAGUGGAUUGUAAUACCCCGACGCAGAGAUAUAUUCAUAAAGGCGGUGAUGAAGACAUUGAUGUUAGUCCUCCUGUGAUUGAUAUUUCAGUAAUUGAUCUCAGCUCCAUACAGACUUCAUCACCAUCCGCGGAAAAAGAACUUGAAAAACUAAGGACUUCUUUAGCUUCAUGUGGUUGCUUUCAGGUAAUUGGUCAUGGAAUGACAGAAUCAUUUCUUGAACAAGUGCAUAGAAUUGGGAGAGACUUCUUUGCACUUCCAUUGAAGGAAAAGGCCAAGUGGUCAAGAACUGCUGAGGAUACUGAAGGAUAUGGGAAUGAUUCUGAGCUUUCGGAGCAUCAGCUUCUUGAUUGGAAUGACCGUCUGUAUCUUGUCACAAACCCUCAAGAUCAGAGAAAGUUCCAGUUUUGGCCUCAAAAUCCUGAAAAUUUUAGGGAUAUAUUGCAGGAAUACACCGAGAAAAUAAUACUGCUGAAUGAAGUUGUCCUAAAGGCCUUGUCGAGGUCUUUGAACUUGAAAGAAAACUGCUUUUUGGAUCAAUAUGGUGAAAAUCCAAACAUGGUUACAAGAUUUAAUUACUACCCUCCCUGCCUAAGGCCUGAUCUUACACUUGGAGUCAAACAGCACGCGGAUGGAUCGGCUAUUACAUUUCUUUUGCAGGACAAUGAAGUAGAUGGUCUUCAAGUCCUGAAAGAUGAUCAGUGGUUUAGUGUACCAACUAUUCCCAAUGCUCUUCUCGUUAAUGUUGGUGAUCAAGUAGAGAUAAUGAGUAAUGGGAUAUUCAAGAGUCCAAUGCACAGAGUGGUGACUAAUCCAAAACGAGAGAGAACAACCGUGGCUGUUUUCUGUAGUCCGGAUCCUAGCAGGUACAUUGGACCGGCAGAGGAGCUGAUUUCAGAUGCAAGCCCCAGGUUAUACAAGAAGAUCAAAAAUUAUGUUGGUAUCUUUUUUGAGAACUAUCAACUUGGAAAGAGAGCUAUUGAAGCAGUAAAAAUGUAAUAUAGUGUUCUCAGUAUCUUUAAUGUGUAAUAAAUAUGUGAUGGACCAUUUUAAGUGCAUAUGUGCCGCGAGGAUAACACAGACUGUUAGGUACUCUGCAUCCAGAGACCAUUUUACAAUAUUUUGUUUGAUUA